CAAUUCACAGUUAGUGUUAGUGUUUCAGUUAGUUUCAUGAAUCAUUCAUCUCUUGGACCCUUUGUUGAGAGAGCAAAAACUGAUGGACGACAAGCAACCAAGAUGGAUACUGUAUUAGUACAAGUGAUGCUCCAGGUGUAUGUGUCAUGACAUAACGGCUCUACAUUGUGUAGGCAUGUAAUCAAACAAAAAAUGUUGGAGAUAAAAAAAAUGUUACAGUAGAUAAGGCCAUGUAAUUGAGACAGUGUGUCACAUUUUAUAGGCAGAAAGUGUUCUGGUUCAAAUGAAUCAAGUCAACUCAUGUCUGUAUGUUGAUAAGCUUUAAAUUCACUGAUAAAUGCAGUUUUGUUUGUUUUACAAGAUAAGGAAAUGCCACUGAAAGAAAUUAUCAACUUAAGCUUAUUAUAAAUGGAGCAGUUUUAGCUAGAGCCACAAGAGGGCACUGUUGUGCCCUCACGUAGCUCAAGCAUACGGGCUAUGAGCGCUACUCAUGUUUUACUGUAUUGAGCAGCCUAUAUUACCAGGUAACUGCUUGCAAGUUAUAAGACAUUAUUAAUUUUAAAUAAAUACACUGAUAUAAGUUUACUUCCUCUGGGUGUGUUACAACAGAAAGGUAUUAAAUGUAGUGCUAAAUUACGAAAUGUAAAGUUUUAUCAUUUACUCCUCAUUUUCGGAGUCAGAAAACCUUACUUGAAACACUACUGAUAGUAUCUUAACUUCCUGGGGAUGAAUGAUGAAAUAAACUUCAGAAAAUGCAUUGAAAUAAAUUAAUAUAGUAUGACACUGAAGAGGUUUGUGUACUUGCUUACUAAGAAUGUGAAUAAUGCAUUCAUCGGCUUUUUUUUUUAAUUUUUUAUUUUUUUUUAUUUCAAGCAAUAAUUAUUCUCUUCUCACACUAUAGCUUAAGUAGUACUGUGGUAGACUGAAGGACGAUUCAUUGGCAAUCUGCACAUACAGAUCCUAAAAACUACCACCAGUCACUCACAAAUACAGGCAAGGUUAAGUGUUUUGCCCAAGGACACAACAGCAGUACACAAUGGUCAGAGCUGGGAUCAAACCAUCAAUCUUCUGCUUUUCUACUCAAAGUUGAAAUCCUUUUAUUACAUCAAAGAUAAAGUUGAUGGUUUGAUCCAGUAUUAUUAUCUUUUAUAAAUGGUCAGAGACUCAAUUCUACUUAAUACCACUAAAAUGUGCAGUUACAUGAGUGAUUAGUAAUAGCUUCUAGAGACAGUGCUAGAUGUUCAUGGGAUGUACUGCUGUAACACAAUCAGUGAGAGAUAAAAAGAUUGAGUGCACUGUUUAAUGAUAGACAUGACGUGGGUACUUUCAAUUAUCAAUAGUAUCUCUGAGCAAAAGCCUGACUCAGAGAACACCACCAGUGAAGAGAAAUACAUCCAAAAACACAAGACACAAUGUAUGAAGACACAAGAUUUGAUGUAAAUGUCAAUGUGUUUUUCAGAUUUGAACAUGAAACUUCUUCCAUCAACAACAAACAACUUAAGUCAACUGUAAAUAGAAUUGUGUCGAAUCCAAAAUGGACUUGUAUUGAAUAUUGUGAACACAUCAUCAUGUCAGGGUCACCACAAUGAUUGGUAUAAUAAUAAUGAAAAAACUUAUACUAUACAACAAAACACUUAAUCUCUUACUAUUUCCAAGAUAGAACAAGAUAAUCUAAAACUCUUACGAAAAGGACCAGUAUCUUAUUCAUGUAUUUUAGCUUUUAAAUAUUUACUUUCGGUUUAAGUUUCAAUAUGAAAUCUAGCUAUUGAUUUAUUUAUUUGACAACCCUGGUGUUUGAUCCUGAUUAAGUUUGUACAAAGACACACCUUUACCUCUUCAAAAACCUUUUUAACAACAGCUUUUUCUGAGAACAUUCCUUUUUUACAGGUGCUCCUGAACUUCCCGGAGACGGCACUGGCACAGACUAGUUUGAUAUCAGCUGGUCAAUUAAGUCAGGUCAUGAAAGAGAAGACCAGAGAGGAUCACGACUGAAUACUUGACAUAUUGGAACUUAAAUGGUGCUACUCAUACAGAACCUUGAAGUGAUGGCCUGGGAACAAGAGUUUAACUGAGUGCCUAAGGAGACCUCCUCCUCCACACAGACAGCUGCUGCCACAGUGAAUCAUCCUCCAACAUCACACAGAGAAGAUGGGCCCUCAGCGGGACCCUUGCCUUCUCCACAACCUCUCCUUCCACCCGCGAUGGGGACGUCAGCCAGCCAUGGACUACAAACAUAAAAGACCUUUACACCACAAAAGGAACUGUUAUCAGAAUAGUUUAUGCAAAUCAUUAUUAUUAUCAUCGCUAACACCACAGCUGCCAUUACCCCGAAUGAAACACACUGGGUCUAUAAACUUCAAACUCCUAUUCAUCUUUGUAUUACUAUCAUUUCUACCAUGUCAAGCCUGGGCCACAACAUUUAAAAUGGCCCUGGUUGGACCUUGGAAUUGUGAUAUUCUAUACUCCAAAGCCCUCCCUGAUAUAGCAGCACGCCUUGCCAUUGCACGCAUCAAUAAAGACCCGUAUCUGAACAAAGGUUACUGGUAUGACUACACUCUGAUCACUGAAGACUGUAAAUCAUCCCGAGCCCUGGCCCGCUUCGGGGAGAUGGAGGGCUACGGCUCUGCUUUCCUGGGACCAGCCAACCCCGCAUACUGCUCCUCUGCUGCUUUGUACGCAAAACAGUGGGAUGCAGGGUUACUCUCAUGGGCGUGUCUCAAGCCUCACAUGGAACACAUGCAUCCAAACUUUCUGCGUCCAUUGCCAUUGUCAUCCCAAAUUCUAUUCAAUGUGUUGAGGUACUUCAAGUGGGCGCAUGUGGCCAUAAUCUCAGAGGAGACUGAUAUUUGGGAGGCCACAGGGUAUGAGCUAGCAUCAUCUCUCAGAGCUCUUGGUUUGCCAGUUAAACCUGUCGUAGUGAUGCAGGGGGACAAAGAUGGACCUCGGCGAGCCCUGUCCAGAGUACGAGAGACUGAUCGUGUGCGAGUGGUUGUCAUGUGCAUGCCCUCUGUGCUAAUUGGAGGCCAGGCUCAAUACCAGCUCCUAACCACAGCUCUACACAUGCGUAUGAUUGACCGUGGCUAUAUUUUUAUCCCCUAUGACACCCUUCUCUACUCACUGCCCUACAAGGAUGUGUCUUACCCUAUGUUUGCCAAUGACACCAAGCUCCGGAAAGCUUAUGACGGCGUCCUCACCAUCACAAUGGACUCUGGAAAAAUGGAUUUCUUUGAGGCCUACAAAGAUGCACAAGAAAAGUAUGAGAUUCGCAGCAGCUCAGAGCCAGAGAACGUAUCUCCAUUCUUUGGGACAAUAUACAACAUGAUGUACUUCACAGCCAUGGCAGUGGAGCAAGCUCGAGAAAACAGUGGUCGUUGGGUAAAUGGAGAAAUCCUUGGUUACAAUCAAGGAAGCUUUGAAUUUCAAGGUUUCAACCAACAUCUCCAAGCUGGUAGAAAUGGUCAAGGCAUGCAAGCCAGAUUUGUAGUGCUGGACUACAGUGGCAUGGGCACAACUCUGUACUCCACUCAUGCUUUGGAAGCUAUUCAUAAUGAUGGGAAGACAGGAAGUUUGAAGUACCUAGGCCGUUCCAUACAUUUUGCCGGCAGCACUCCUUACACAGAUUCAAGUUGUUGGUUCAGUCCAUACUUUGCCUGUUCAGGGAUGGAUCCAGUCACACAAUUGUUCUUGUUCUUCUUUUUCUUUGCAUUGGCGGGAGGAGCCACAGUUAACCUGUUUUUACGAUUCAAGCGAAGUGGGCGAGUUGGACUCAGUUUUGGAGGUGGAAAUGGUGGAUCUCCUAAAGUGGUACUCUCAUUGGAUGACCUGGUUUUUAUCAAUACUCAGCUCAGCAAAAGGAAACUUGCAGAUGAAAGCCUUAUGAAAAGUCAGCUUGAUAUGAAGACCCCUCACCACUCUGUGUCAGGCAGGAGUUACAUGGCAUGCACUCCGGAAAGCUCAAAUGUUGCUGUUUUUGAAGGCGAUUGGGUUUGGUUGAAAAAAUGUCCCACUCAGGUUAUAAGCGUAAAUAAUGCAACAGAGGAUAUCUUUGUUAUGCUCAGAGACAUGAGACAUGAGAACUUAAACCUGUUUUUGGGACUUUUUUUGGACUCUGGGAUUUUUGGGGUUGUGACUGAACACUGCUCUCGGGGCAGCCUGGAAGACCUACUCAGUAAUGAAGAAGUGAGACUCGACUGGAUGUUCAAAUCGUCUCUGUUAAUGGAUCUGAUACGGGGGAUGAAGUACUUGCACCACCGAGGCAUUGUUCAUGGGCGGCUCAAGUCCAGAAACUGUGUUGUUGAUGGCCGCUUUGUGCUGAAGGUCACAGAUUAUGGAUUCAAUGCACUAUUACUGACUCAGAACAUCUGCGAAGAUGAUGAGAAACCUGAAGAUAUGUUUUGGACAGCUCCUGAGUUGCUUCGUAAUGCAACAGCAAGGAAAAGAGGCACCUUUCAGGGAGAUGUUUACAGCUUUGCCAUAAUUAUCCAGGAAGUUAUUAGCCGCUCUGCUCCUUUCUGUAUGCUUGACAUGCCAGCUACAGAAAUUAUCAACAAGAUCAGAGAGCCUCCACCAUUAUGCCGACCAACAGUGUCUGUGGAUGAGGCUCCGCUGGAUGUGAUUCAGGUGAUGAAACAAGCCUGGAGCGAGGAGGCAGAAAAAAGACCAAACUUUGAGGAAAUAUUCAAGCAGUUCAAGAACAUCACAAAGGGAAAGAAGACCAAUAUAAUUGAUUCUAUGCUACGCAUGCUGGAGCAGUACUCCUCAAACCUGGAGGAUUUGAUCCGAGAGAGGACAGAGGAGCUAGAGGUAGAAAGACAGAAGACUGAUAAGCUGCUGGCUCAGAUGUUGCCCAAGACUGUGGCUCAGGCUCUAAAACUGGGCAAACCCGUAAAGCCAGAGUAUUUUGAUGAAGUUACAUUGUACUUCAGUGAUAUUGUGGGAUUCACCACUAUCUCAGCUCUGAGUGAGCCCAUCGAGGUAGUUGAUCUUCUGAAUGACCUCUAUACCUGUUUUGAUGCCAUCAUCGGUUCACAUGAUGUCUAUAAAGUGGAAACUAUUGGAGAUGCUUACAUGGUAGCAUCAGGGGUCCCAAACAGAAAUGGAAAUCGUCAUGCAGCAGAGAUGGCCAACAUGUCUCUGGACAUCUUACACUGCAUUGGGACAUUCAAAAUGAGGCACAUGCCUGAACUCAAAGUUAGGAUUCGAAUCGGCCUCCACUCUGGCCCUGUGGUAGCUGGAGUAGUGGGUCUCACUAUGCCACGAUACUGUCUGUUUGGGGACACAGUCAACACUGCUUCACGAAUGGAGUCCACGGGGUUGCCUUAUCGGAUUCAUGUCAAUCAGAGCACAGUUGAUGUUUUGAAGAGCUUGAAGCUGGGAUACAAGAUUACCACAAGAGGCCUGACAGAGCUAAAGGGGAAAGGUGUUGAAAACACAUACUGGUUAGUCGGGAGAGAGGACUUUACCAAACCACUGCCUAUUCCACCAGACCUUCAAGGGGGAAGUAACCACGGUAUUAGUUUAGAGGAAAUACCAGUAGAUAGACGGCAGAAAUUUUUGGAUCGACAAAAGAAGAUGGGGUAAACUGACAAUGACUCUUUUUUAUAAAUGAGUGUCCCCACAAACUCCAGGACAAUGUGUGACUGCAUGUGGAGGACAUCAUGAAGACAAGUGCAUCAAGACACUUGUCUUGAUGCACCCCCCCCCCUCCCCCAGAUUUAUACUGUGUGAUAAGUCUGUAGUUGGUACAAGUACACAAGAACUUUACAUAAACAUAUCCAUUUUAUUUUUUAACUAUAAUCAGUGAGAGUUAAACAGUCCAUACAUUCUUUUUGGAUACAGUGUUCUUGUUUUUCUUUCCUAAAUGACACCUUUACGAGUGAAACCCCUGGUACUGUCACACAUACAGAGCCUUCUGCUGUUCAGUACAGCUGGACAGUAAAGACAUGGAGUUAUCUUCUGUUCUUCUAAGCCCAAAACUUGUGAAGAGGCAUACUUAUGGACCAAGGAGCAGUUUUCAUUGAGCCUCCACGCCUUGGGGAACUCUGUAUUUAGUUAGUUUGUUUUGUGCCCUGCAGAGGUUGGGUGCUCCUACAGGAGUAUUUUCUGCUUGGUUUCCCUUCACUCCAAACACAAAGGGUGUCCUCAGCUUAACAGGAGACGUGGCUACAUUGAGCUCAAAGGGGAUUUUUCUGUUUAAGACAUGUCCCACUCUGCUAUGGCAUCACUAAAGGCACUGUGGCACUGAAGCAAGCAACAAGAAUGUGUCAGAUUUUUUAAAGACAGAAUCAUUUUAGUUUUUUCUUUCCUUUUUUCUCUGGAAUCAUUUUGUUCUUCUUGAUCAUGGGCACUGCUUUUCCGGAAUCAAAAAUGACCAUAUUGAUUUGUAAGUGACACAGCAGUCAUUGGUAAAUAACAGAUACAAAGGCAACACCAAGAACAUGCAUCAAUACAAUUAAGUUUGAAAUGAUUAUUAACGUAUAUAAUUCUCUCUAGGGUCUAAUUCAAUUUGCCAAAGAGGUAAUGCUUCUGUAUAUAAAUUGACUGAAAUGGAUGAUGAUCUGUAAAUAAAUACUUGUUAUAGUGGAAAUUAUGUGUUUUUGUACUACUCAGAAAUGGUGUGCAAAAAUUGAUCUAUGUGAGCCCAGUCACUUAGAUUACCCAUAACAACAACCUAUCACUGAGAGAGGUAAUUGUUAUUUUUGACACUUGCAAGAGGACAAUUGGAUCACUGGAAAGGUUGCUGUAACAUUAGUUAAAAAAAAAUGUUAUUCAUGCUCCAUUUAUUUCUAACGUGGGCAAUCUUCCAAAGUCAAUAAGCGACACAAAACUGUUGAUUCAAAGUAGAAGUAAGGUGUUAUUUUAGUGCAGCCAAUUUAUUCUUGAACAACAUGUAAACAUAAAUAUGUGAGUUUUUACAAAACAGGACUGAGAAAACAUUUUGUCUGGCUGAAAUGUGUAUUGCGAUAAAUAAAGUCUGUCUAUAUAGUAUUUACUUCAGAAGUGACCAGUGGGACCUUUACGUAUGACCCCCAUGAUUUACUAUUGCUUUUCUUGUGUCUUUGCGCACACGGUGCAACACCCAGCGCGUGAAAGUCCACAUACCACACAGGCCCUGUGUAUGCGGCGAACACGGUGUUCCUCUGCGCAACCCCUCACAUAUGACUGGCACCGGCUCCAAGGUGCCAGUCUCUCAGCGGAGUCAAGUUCGCCACGCGCACCGACAGAGAGAG
Molecule: messenger RNA, 7229 nt
Organism: Boleophthalmus pectinirostris (great blue-spotted mudskipper)
Lineage: Eukaryota; Metazoa; Chordata; Actinopteri; Gobiiformes; Gobiidae
Gene: gucy2d
Product: guanylate cyclase 2D, retinal
Exons: 20
Coding region: 2149-5580 (1143 amino acids)
Biological process (GO): intracellular signal transduction; cGMP biosynthetic process; protein phosphorylation
Molecular function (GO): protein kinase activity; guanylate cyclase activity; ATP binding
Source: RefSeq, a predicted model, not a curated record